AUGAGCCAAAUAGCCAAACUAUUGAACCUAGCGGGACCGAAGCUGCCCAAAGAUGAUGAGGAUGAGGAAGAGCUCAACGCAUCUGAGAAAGCACUAGAUGAUAGUGGUAGUGAAGAUGGCAUAGACUGUUCUCUCAAUGGCCCGGGCACCUAA
Puccinia triticina is the source of this 153-nucleotide messenger RNA. RefSeq lists its product as uncharacterized. Lineage: Eukaryota; Fungi; Basidiomycota; Pucciniomycetes; Pucciniales; Pucciniaceae. The coding region runs from base 1 to 153 and encodes 50 amino acids. The record is from RefSeq and is a predicted model, not a curated record. The transcript has 2 exons.